AUGGAAGAGAAGAUUGUGUAUUAAAUGAAGAAGAAGUAAUAUAUUAAUAAAAUAUUAUUAUAGAAAAAAGGAUUGUAAAUUUGGUAAGAAAAGUAAAAAAUUGAAUUUUAAGAAUAACAAUUACAUAAAUUUGGAAUAUUUUCAUCUGAAUAUAAAACUAUCACUCUUUUACUUUGGUUAAUCUUUGUCUUAACUAACCUUUAAAGUAUGACAAUUUAUGUUUUAACACCAUUCUUAUUAGCUCAAAAAAAUUCAGGAUUUGGUCCUAUGCUUAUUUUAUUUAUUAUUGAAUUCUGCUUUUCUAUUGUAAUUUAUCAUUUUAUAGAUAAUCCUCAUUAUGGUGGUAGGAUUAAUAUAAUUGCCUAUUCAGGAUUUGCUUUAUUAUUAUCAAAUGGAUUGUUAUUUAUAUUUUAAGAUAAAUUUCUCUAUCUUGGCUUAUUUGUCAUUAAAAUAGCAACAAGAGGAUUGUUUUCAACUAUAGGUAUUUUAGCUUGUGAAAGUUAUCCUUUAUAUCUAAGAUCAUAAGGAUGUGGUAUAGCAUAGGCAAUAGGUAAAAUAGGAGUUAUCCCUUCUCCAUAUUUUUUAUUUCCUUUAUUAUUUUUUGAUCCAUAUCUGCCUUUUUUAUUAAUGGCAUUAUUGUCAAUUUUAAUUUUGAUCUUUGCUUAUGUUUUUAAUAAAGAUAAAACUUAAAAACCUUUAGAAACUUUAAAAGAAGAAUGA
Messenger RNA from Paramecium sonneborni, 720 nucleotides. The record is from the annotation of a GenBank genome assembly. Lineage: Eukaryota; Ciliophora; Oligohymenophorea; Peniculida; Parameciidae.